This is a messenger RNA of Acanthoscelides obtectus, 1088 nucleotides long. The record is from the annotation of a GenBank genome assembly. NCBI's taxonomy places the organism in Eukaryota, Metazoa, Arthropoda, Insecta, Coleoptera, Chrysomelidae.
UCACUAUAGUGCUGUCAGAAGUAUGUUGGCAGUGAAAUAUUGGUUGUGCACAUAUUUUUCAUUUGUGGUUAAUUGCAGUAAGUAGGAUACAUUUAUCUUACAAAAAGUGUACACAGCAACAAAAAGUUUGCUUACAAAAAGUGCCAGUUACAAAACAAUAACCAUCAGAAUAACUAGCUGGUUUUAUAGUCAAGUUAUCCAGGAUCAUAUCUCACAAAUAUCUGUUUGCAUCAAAUUUUCACACUUUUGAUUUAAUCAUCCUACAAUUUUAAACAGAAAACAUAGCCUCACAAUCAUAAUAACUAUCACAAAACGGAAUCAUUAAUUAUGAAUUGAUGGAGGGCAAUGAACCUGAAGCCGAGGUAUGCAUCAAAUGUAAAACAGAAUUUCAUAUAGACAGUGGUUACUAUAAAUGUGAUUCAUGUUUUGGGAGCGUUUAUAAGGAUUGUGUCAAUUUAACAUCUUCGGAAGUGCGAUGUAUGCCACUACAGAAGAGGGUUCUUUUGUUGAUUUGUGAUGAAUGCAAGCAAUUAAUAGCAAGAAUGCCCUAUAUGGUGAAAAUGAUGGAGGAAAUUAAAAGAGAAUUAGCAGAUUUGAAAGCAAACUACAGAAAAGACACUUAUGCAAAUGUGCCUAAAAGCCAACAAAAUAUAGGCAAGAAUAAAGAGGAGGUGCAAAGGUUGAUAAAUCCAUGCGAAAUCAAUGUUGGAAUUAGAAAUAUUAAGGAAACUAAGAAAGUAAACAUUGUUCUAAAGUGCGACACAGAACAGGAGCUAGAAAGACUCAAGAAAUCAGCAGAAAGUAAACUAAAAGGAUAUGUGGGUAAUAAGGAGAUAGAGGAGCUUGAAGAAAGUACAAGGAAGCAGAAUACAUGAAUGCAGUUGAAGGGACACUUUAAGAUACAUUAUAUUAGAAGACAUAAAAAUAAAGAUACCUCCACAAUUUAUGCGGAAUAUUCAGGAAACUUAUAUUCUAAAAUAAUGAAAAAUAAAAAAAUUUACAUAGACUGGGAGCGUCUGCCGGCGUAUGAGGAUCUGACUGUAUCUAGGUGUUUCAAGUGUCAGGGCUUUCAACACAAAAGUAACCGG